AUGGCUGAGCUCGCCGGGGGAGCCGUCCGCUCGCUGCUUGGCGUCAUCCACGACGAGGCUAAGUUACUGGGCGGCGUCCGUGGCGAUGUGCAGUUCAUCAAAGAGGAGAUGGAGAGCAUGAACAGCUUCCUCCUGCACCUCGCCAGGAAGACGCCCCGCAGCGGGGAGCACGACGAGCAGGUCCGCACGUGGAUGAAGCAGGUCCGCGACCUCGCUCAUGACUGCAGCAACUGCAUCGAUGUCUACCUACGGCGCGGCAAUCCGGCAGUCUACCGUGCCAGAGGAAUACUGCUGGGUUACGUGUGGUGGGUGCCUUGGUUCGUGAAGAAGACGCUCGCUCAGCACCUCGCAGCCACCCAGCUGCGCGACCUCAAAGCUCGGGCUCGUGAUGUUGGGGAGCGGCGGCUCAGGUACGGCGUCGAGGUCCCGGCGAAGCUGGACUUCGACCAAAAGUUGAUGGAGGCGUCGUCGUCAUCAACAUUGUUCCAAGCUACUAGGGCAGUUGUAGCCGAAGGAGACCAUGACUUCGAAGAAGACUACUACCGGAUGAUAAGCGAUGAUCCACGAAGGGAGCAAGCCUUUUCCGAGCCUCGCAUUUCUGACAAGUGCACUGAAAAGCUAGUACGCUGGCUUGAACAACAACAAGAGGAUGGUCCAUUCCAAGCCAUUGCCAUUGCAGCACCAGAUGAAGAGGAUGGAAACGAAAUACCAAACGAAGCUUUAUCUCAUGUUGCCGUUAAGGAAAAUUUUGACCACAUCUUCUCUCUAUAUGACCGGUCUUGCCUGCAAGAACCCUGGGAUUUUCUUGGUGAUAUCUUGGAGAACCUUGAAGAGGAAUCCAACAAAUCAGUGGAAGAAUUUGGCGAGGAAGCUAUCGACAAGAAGAUUAGGAAAAUCGAGGAGAAGAUCGAAGAGUACCUGGAGAAAGCUGGUAAUAAAGGUUACCCGGUUGAACCCUUAGCAGUACUCUGUGGCAUCUUGGGGGUGCUGCUCCAGGAUGCAACUGCCGGUGAGGAUCAAAGUCAAACCCAGGAAAAGAUCCUUGACGAGACAGUUGAUAAAAUGAAAAGGUAUCUGGAAUCAACGGGUGAAUCGAGUUCCUGCAGGAUUGGUGUUGAGCAUCGCCAAUACAUAGCCAUCCUACAGGAGCUGCUUCCCAAGCAGCACACCACACAGGCAAAAGUAGCCACAAAUAAGCAAGCCGGCGAGGAUCAUAUCGUGAAAAACAUUAAAGACAUCACGUUGAAGAUUCAUGUGCAGAUCACACCGGAGCUGCUGCUGCCAGUGUCACUUCACCAGCUAGAUAAAUCAAUGGGAGAAUCAGGCCAAGACCAGCUGUUGGCAGGCGAGGAGGACUGCAGGGAGAUGAUUGAACAUGUCCUAGAGAGGAUCAAAGAGCACCUGUUAAUUCAAGAAACCGUGGGGAGGGUUAGAGAGCAUCUGCAGGGUACAAGGACACUGGUCGUUCUCCACAAUGCCUCUGGCUACAAAUGGGAUGAGACUGCAAAGGCCUUGCGAGAUUUGGGUUGCAGUUCAAUGGCAGUGGUAGUUACCACAAAAUACAUGCAGAGGGCCAACGAGUUUUGCUAUGGGACAGAACCCAUCAUAUACUCUUCUAUUGAAUACUAUCGCGAAACAGCACUCCAACUUACAAAUCGGCAUGUGAAUGAUGACGAGAAGUACAGUGCUGAAAUCUACCAUGAGAUCUUGGAGAAAUGCAGGGUGGAUGAGUUCUGCAUAAAGAUGUUCAUCCAUGCUCUGUUUGCCAAUCCAAUGAGGAGCAGAGAAGAACUGGACAAAUUGAGCAACAGCCUCGUGUUUGAAGGAUCCGUGGAGACCAAUGGCUACAAGAUGAUCAAGUUCUCGUACAAUGAUCUGCCUAGGGAAUACAAGACCUGCUUGCUGUAUCUAGCCAUCUUCCAUAAAGACGAGAAGAUAAACCGGACAAGAUUAAUUGGGCGGUGGGUUGCGGAAGGACUGAUAACUAGACAAGACUGGCCCAGUUCAGUCAGUCAGGCCGAGCAUUGUUUUGAGGUACUUGCCGACCUAUGGCUUCUCUGUCCUUGCGACGUUGGUACUGCAGGGAAGGUCAAGAGCAUUACGUUGCAUCCACUAGUGUACAACUUCAUCACCAGGAUGGCCAGGAAAGAACACAUUCUGGACACACGCCUAUCUUGGCACCUGGCUCGCCACUUCUCCGUUCUCAGCAACAUCCGGCUCCGUCCCUCGGAUAGCAUCCUCAACUUCUUGAAGCAACCAUCCCGAGCAUCAUCUCAGUUAAAUCUCGUCAAGGUCCUGGAUCUGGAAGGUUGUCCAUCCCUUAGGGAUAAUCAACGAUGGCUCAGGAAUGUGUGCACCUCAUUAAUACUGCUCAAGUAUCUGAGCCUAAGGAACACAGAUGUCACUCAGCUGCCGAAGGAGAUCAACAUGCUCCAGCAGCUGGAGGUGUUGGACAUCCGGCACACUCCUAUGAGUGCCUGCGCCACAAAACUGCUCAUGCUACUGAAGCUAAAGCGUCUGCUGGCUGGUCACACCGGCACUGGUGGUGGUGAUGCUAGCACACUUUCCACUGUCCAGAUGCCUCACAAGGUCAGAAAAAUGAUGGACCUGGAAGUGUUGUCCCAUGUACAGGCUUCGAAACAUCAUGCUACAGAACUGAGAGAGAUUGGCCAGCUAUGGCAACUAAGGGUUCUUGGUGUGAUCAUUUAUGAUUGGAAAGCUCAACUUGAGAACUUACUCCAAGGGAUUAGCGAUCUGAAUGAGUGCCUUCGGUCUUUGUCGCUCGAGAUCAAGCCUCCGCCUGCCAGGCAGGCUGCUACUCCUGACGUACCUGCAGCCGAUACUAUCAGUGCACACUGUAAAAACACACCCAAGCUUCUUGAAAGCCUGAGUAUCAGUGGAGUCACGAUGUAUGGGCAUCUUCUCCCAUUGUUUGCAAGAGGCUGCCACAAACUUGCUGAGGUAACUCUUCAUAACACCUCGUUAGACCACAAUGAUAUGGAAUCCCUCGCAGAUUUGCCCAACCUACGCGGCCUCAAGCUCCAGCAUGUUAAUUUACACACUGAGGGAAAGCUUAUGAUCCAGACUAAUGGGUUCCAAAAUCUCAAGUAUCUUGUCAUUGAGGGGGGCGGCAUCACCGACAUCAACUUUGAACUUGGAGAAGCUCCUAAGCUUGAAAGCAUCACCUGGCUCAUCGACGGGAUAGUGUCUCUGUCGGGAAUCAACAAUCUUCCCAAGUUGAAGGAAAUGGUGUUCAAUGAUGGUGUCAGGCUACCAGAUCAGGUGAUACAAGCCAUAGAAGCACACCCAAACUUCAUUGAUACUAAUGGAAUAUGGGAAUUAUGCUAA
Triticum turgidum subsp. durum (durum wheat) is the source of this 3348-nucleotide messenger RNA. NCBI's taxonomy places the organism in Eukaryota, Viridiplantae, Streptophyta, Magnoliopsida, Poales, Poaceae. The record is from the annotation of a GenBank genome assembly.